GAACUGAUGACGUAUACACACAGGUAAUUCUUCACGAAGGGAAGAUCGAGGUGGCCGUCAUUGCCGGAAUGAUUUAAAGUUCCAUUGGCGUAACUGCACGAUGUCAGUUAAGAAAUGGAGUUGAAUUGAUACUGGCAAUUCUAUCCACAUGUACGGCAAGCUGACACAGGUGAAUGGACAGCGGUGAGUGAGAAGACUGGACACAGGUGAAUGGACAGCAGUGAGCGAGGAGGGGAAGACUCGACACUGGUGAAUGGACAGCGGUGAGCGAGGAGGGGAAGACUCGACACAGGUGAAUGGACAGCGGUGAGCGAGGAGGGGAAGACUCAACACAGGUGAAUGGACAGCGGUGAGCGAGGCGGGAGAAGACUGGACACAGACACCUGCAUGGAUGUGGCUGACGAAGAAGCUGGGCCGUCCCAGGGCAUCCCCGUGGGGGGCGUGAGAUGUGACACCUGCACACUUGGGGGGGACAUGGACGCUGUACCGUGCGAGACGUGUCCGUGUAAGAAGAUGCGACGGGGCUCGGGGCCGUCGCGGAGGAGGAGCUCCAGUGACAACGAGAAUGAAGGGGAAGGUCGACCUCAACACACAGGACAGGACCCUGUGAAGAUUGGUCGGUCUGGAAUCUAUGCUUUAGCUCAGAGUGAAAACAGCAAUUUAUUAAAUAAAUCCGUCUCUGCAAGUCCCCCAUGUAUCCAGCGGAAGCAGAAGAGUGAGCCGACCAUGAAGACAAGUCCUCGCAAGAGUUACGAGGAUGACACCCAACAUUUGUCCAGCUUCAGUCGCUUGUUGGACAGAGGAGGGGCAGGGGAUUCCAACAUGAACUGUAACUAUGGCAACAAGAACACAGCAUCACAUAUUUCAUCCAGUACUGUAUGUAUUCCUUCCACAAGCAGAGCUUACACAGACUAUGCUGUUGCCAUGCAAACACAGGUAUCAUGUUUCCAUGGCGACAGUGAUGAAGAUGCCAGCCAGAUUCUGCCCCUGUCUCUAGUUGUGAACAUAUUCCAAUACCUCUCCAUGCCCGACUUGUUGUGUCGCGUGUGUCGCGUCUGUAAACUGUGGCACCAGGCAGCGCAUGAUCCAUCUCUAUGGCGACAUAUCUAUCUACCAGUGUCGUCAAGGGUUACAGACAGUAUCUUGAACUGGUUAACCUCCCUGAGUGACCGCGUGUUGACCCUGGACGUGAGUGACAGCAAACUUACAACGUUCACAGACGAGGGUGUUAUGCAGAUCCUUCAGAAGUGUCGCCAUAUCAGGACACUCAAGUUAGCUAGGUACUUUGUAUUUUCUGACGAUGUGUUUGAGUCCGUUGGCAAGUUCUGUCACCUCGUCCGCCACCUCAACCUCGACGGCUGUUUCUCCAUCUCUGACAAGUCCAUCGUUGCGAUUGGCAAUGGCUGUCCCCAGCUGGAGCACCUGUUCAUGAGUCAGUGCAACAGGAUUUCUGACGAGGGGAUGCUGGCUGUAGCCAAUGGCUGUCCCCGCCUCCGGCAACUCCGUAUCGACCAGUGUGUCAAGGUGAAGGACGUGAGUGUGAAGGCGCUGGUCGCUGGGUGUCCACUACUGGAAUACCUCCACCUCCUGGCCUGCAGCCUCACAGACGACGGGCUGCAACAGCUGGCCAAGCUUCCUCGUCUCCGGAUGCUGGACAUCUCCAACAUGACACAGCUCAGCUCGGGCUGCCUGGAGAACAUCACAGCUCACUCACCCACUCACCCACUCACCAUCUCACUCACUCACUUACUCACUCACUCACUCACUCACUCACUCACUGCAGCUUCCCCGUCUCCGGAUGCUGGACAUCUCCAACAUGACACAGCUCAGCUCGGGCUGCCUGGAGAACAUCACAGCUCACUCACUCACCCACCCACACACUCACUCACUCACUCACUCACUCACUGCAGCUUCCCCGUCUCCGUAUGCUGAACAUCUCCAACAUGACACAGCUCAGCUCACUCACUCACUCACUCACUCACUCACUCACUCACUGCAGCUUCCCCGUCUCCGUAUGCUGGACAUCUCCAACAUGACACAGCUCAGCUCACUCACUCACUCACUCACUCACUCACUCACUCACUCACUGCAGCUUCCCUGUCUCCGUAUGCUGGACAUCUCCAACAUGACACAGCUCAGCUCGGGCUGCCUGGAGAACAUCACAGCUCACUCACUCACUCACUCACUCACUGCAGCUUCCCCGUCUCCGUAUGCUGGACAUCUCCAACAUGACACAGCUCAGCUCGGGCUGCCUGGAGAACAUCACAACUCUCUCACUCACUCACUCACUCACUCACUCACUCACUCACUCACUCACUCACUCACUGCAGCUUCCCCGUCUCCGUAUGCUGGACAUCUCCAACAUGACACAGCUCAGCUCGGGCUGCCUGGAGAACAUCACAGCUCACUCACUCUCUCACUCACUCACUCACUCACUCACUCACUCACUCACUGCAGCUUCCCUGUCUCCGUAUGCUGGACAUCUCCAACAUGACACAGCUCAGCUCGGGCUGCCUGGAGAACAUCACAGCUCACUCACUCACUCACUCACUCA
Haliotis rufescens (red abalone) is the source of this 2554-nucleotide messenger RNA. Its product is annotated as F-box/LRR-repeat protein 17-like. NCBI's taxonomy places the organism in Eukaryota, Metazoa, Mollusca, Gastropoda, Lepetellida, Haliotidae. The coding region runs from base 340 to 1932 and encodes 530 amino acids. Gene Ontology annotation, molecular function: protein binding. Gene Ontology annotation, biological process: SCF-dependent proteasomal ubiquitin-dependent protein catabolic process. Gene Ontology annotation, cellular component: SCF ubiquitin ligase complex. The record is from RefSeq and is a predicted model, not a curated record. The transcript is spliced from 6 exons.